AUGGACGAUAUUGGAUUAACAUCAUCACCAACAAUUAUAAAACCUGUUUGUUCACCAUUAAAUAAUAAUAGACAACGAAUAGAUUCUGCGUCUGUUAUACAACAAGCAGAUGUAUCAUCAUCAAGACCAGCUUUACUAGCUUAUGAUGCACUUGGACCACUACUUUUUGAAGCUCUCGAUGGAUUUUUCUUUACAAUUAAUCAUAAUUCUGAACUUGAAUUUAUUAGCGAUAAUGUUGCACAGUAUUUAAAAUUUUCUCAAGAAGAACUUGCCGGAAGAAGUCUAUAUCAUUUUGUACAUCCGAAUGACAUUGGUGAAUUCAAUAAAGCUUGGGCAAAAAAAGAUUCCGGUGAUUCUUUAGCAACACUUCUUAACAAUAAUGAACAACAAACAAUUCAGUCACGUGGACGUACAUUUCAUUGUCGUAUGAGAACAAAUGAUGAUUCUACACCAUAUGUUCGUAUGGUUAUAUCUGUUGCAGUUCAUCGUGAUUCAUUAGGUAGUGAUAAAACAUUUUUAAUAUGUAUUGCUCGACGACCAUCAUUAAAUGAUCCAAAUGAUAAACCAUCAUUACUUGGUUUUGAUCAAUUUUCAUCACGAAUUAAUCUAAAUUAUGAUAUUGAAAAUUUAGAUUCAAGUCAUAUGAAAAGUGAAACAAUUGAUAUGAAUUUUCAUGGAAAAAAUUUUCGUGAUUAUGUUUAUAAUCAUGAUAUUCCUUCAAUUGAACGACAUUUUGAAGAAGUUAUUGAAAAAGGUGAAGGAAAAAGUUCAGUAUAUCGUUUUUGUCUUCAUGAUAAUGUUUACGCAUUUAUAAAUACACGUAGUAAAUUAUUUCAUAAUUCAACAGCAAAUAAAUCUGAUUCAAUACUCUCAACACAUACAAUUGUUCGUUUAAUUGAAAAUAUUCAUGAUUUAAAUGGUAAUGCACCAGCACGUUUAAUGAAAUCAAUUAUUUCAUCAAAUCGGGAUUUACAACGAAAUAAACAACAACAAUCAGCAUCAAAUAAAACAAUGAUAGCAUCACCAGCAACACCAAUUGGUACACAAUUUGCCUUAACUAUGUUAGGAGCAAAUCAACAUGCAUCAAGUUCUUUACAACAACAUGUAUCUAGUACAUUAGGUACACUAAUACAAGUACAAAAUUCAUUAUCAACAUCAACAAUAAAUAGUCCAAAUGAGAAAAUGCAACAACAACAACAUCCACCAACACCAUCACCUUCACCAAUACAAAACCGAUUAAUUGCUCAAAAAUCAUCUACACUUGAAAAUGUUUCUUCAACAGAUACUGUUGAAUUUGGUAGUAAACGAACAUCAUUUAGUCCUACAUUAGGCUCUGUACAUUCCAAUCAUGGUAGUAUUUCAUCACCAGUUAAUACAUUUGAUAUAUUUUUUUCUUCACCAACAUCAGUACCAACAAAUUCGAAUGAUUUAAAUUCAUUUUUAUUAUCACCAACAAAUCCUAAAAAUUCAUCACCAUUCUUUUCUAACAAUGAUAUUUAUACAACAUCAUCAAGUCCAAGAUCACAUUUAACAUCACCAUCAACACAACAUUUAUCACGUGGUUCAACACGUUUAAGACAAUUAUUAACAAAUAAAUCUCCAUCAACAAAUGAAAAUGUAUCACAAACAUUACAUUAUAUAUCUGAUGUUAAACUUGAAGAUUUUAUACAAGGACCAGAAAGUCCAACAACAACACAUGUAUCACCAUUAACAACUGAAUUAUCAUCAACAACAACAACAACAAAACGUCGACGAAAAAAUAGUUCGACUUUAAAUGAACAAAUUAAUUCAACUGAUAUAUUACUUAAAAAAAUUUUAGGAAGACAAAGUUCAUUUUCAACAUCACCUGUUAAAACAGAAUCAAAUCAUAGUGAUGAUAGUUCAUCAAGUGGACAAACAACAAAUAAACAACGUAGCGAUAUUUUUCUUCGAACAUUACUUAAAGAUGAAGUACGUCCACAAAAAGUUGUUGUUGAUACACCAUUUGCAAUUGGUGUACGACAAGGAACACAUCAAUAUUCAACAAAUAAUACAAAUGUAUUAGUUGAAAAUAAUAAAACAAAAAAUAAUAAUAUUAAUAAUACACGUUUAACAUUAAAAACUCAAUUAUCAGAUAUAACUGAUAUUAAAACAAAGAAAAAACAACGACAAAAUUCAACUAAUUUUUCUAAUCAAAAUAAUCCUAUGCCCAGAAAACCUGGUAGACCAAAACGAAAUCCACCGGAAUAUCUUUUAACAACAACUCAGAUUCAAACACCACAAUCAACAUUAUCAGAUGGAUCACUUGAUGCUCUAUUAGAUUCGACAGCAAAUCUUGAUCAACCAAUAACACAAACAUCACCUAAUCUAUUACGUCGUACAACAAGACAAACAUCAAAUAUGACAUCAAUGAAUUUAAAACGUCCUUCUGAUAAUGAUGAACAUUUACAAGUACCAAGAAAAUGUUCAAAAUUACUUACAGAAGCACUUCAAAAAGAUUUUAAAGUUGAAUGUCAAGAUAUUUCACCAUCAACGGCAAUUGCCGCUACUAAAUUACUUAGUCAGUCAUCUCUACCAACAAUUAAAACUGAGCCUGAACAAUAUGAUCAUAAUCUAAAUUCACCAUUAUCACAAUCUCAAACAUGUCGAACAAUACCAUCUAAUAAUAUAAAUCCAUCAACAUCUAAUACACAAUCAUCAUUAUUUCGUACAUCAACUCGUACAUCGCAAGCUUCAUCAAUAAUAACAAAAAAAGAUGGACCAUUAUAUGAUUUAUUAGAACAUUUUGAUACAACAACAGCACUAGCAAAUGAUAAUUCUCUAUUUUCUGGUCAAUCAUCAAUGAAUAAUUCGAUUGAUACAUUUGAGCAAUAUUUAACACCUGUUUUAUCUCAAACACCUAUAUCAAAUAAUAAUAAUAAUAAUAAUAAUAAUAACAAUAAUUCAUCUAAAGAUGAUUAUUUAACAGCAUUAUUAAAUUCUGAUCCUCAAAAACCCAAUGAAAUAUCAUUUAUACCAACAAAUAAACAACAAACAAUUAAUGAUAAUAAUCGUAUAACUGCUAUAGCUCAUGAAUUAUUUAAUUCAACAACAAUAGCAAAUAAUUCACAUGAUGAUUUUCUAUCAUUAUUAGAAAAUAAAGAUUUUCUUGAAUGUUUAAAUGAUUCAACAGCAAUUGAUUCAAUAUUAUCACAAAAUUCAACAAGUCUUAUUGAACAAACAUAUCCAUCAACAAUGACUAAACGUAGUGAAAAAGAUGAAAAAGCUAUUAGUGAAAUUUAUAAAACACUUGUUACUUCAUUUAAUCCCGGUUCAUCACAACAAUCAUCAUCAUCAAUUAUAGACCCUUUAUCUGUUGAUAAUAAUUCUUCUAAUUCUAUUACCGGUGACUUUCUUUUUAAUGAAAAUACGAAUCCAAUUCCAUCAAAUCGAACAGUUAAUCAUGAUUCAUUAUCAUCAAUGUAUUGUCAAUCAUCUGUUCCACCACCUUCAUCAACAUUUCCAUAUUCAUUAAAUAAUAAUCAAUUUAUUGAUGGUCUUUCAAUGGAUCUACUUGAUAAUGGUGGUUCAUUUCCUCCAAAUGUAACAUUAUCACCUAUGAAUAAUUCUUAUCCAUCACAAACACAAACACUUAUGAAUACAAAUUCAAUGAUGAUGUAUUCUCAACAAUCAGAUCCACAUAUUCAACAUCGACAAACACCAAAUCAUAUUUAUCGUCAACCUUCACAACAACUACCACAGCAAACGAUGUAUAAUAAUUAUGUUCAACCACCACCACCAUCAAAUCAAGUUGCUCCUGGUUAUUAUUCAAUGCCACCAUCAUCAGCAAAUCAACAACAACGAAUACAACCUGCUAAUCAUCAUCAUCCAUCAUCACUAGUAAAAAGACAAACAUUAAUGCAACAGCAGCAACAACAACAACAACAACAACAUCAACAAAGAGCUGCAGCACAUCAACAACAAGUUCAAUUCCAAAUGUCAAUGAAUGUUACUAUACCUCAUAUGAUAACAAAUCAACAACAACAACAACAACAGCAGCAGCAGCAGCAGCAACAACAACAACAACAACAACAACUAACACAUCGACCUAUGAUGAAUGGAUACAAUGAUUUAAUCAUGCCAAAUAACAAUAUGCCACAAUUUCAACAAGAUUAUCAUCAAUAUACAAAUAAUAAUUCACUUGAUCUUUCCUAUAAUCCUGAUCAUUAUAUGUCACCAUCAUCAACUAUGGGACAACAGUCCAUGCAAAAUCGUCAUAUGAAUGUUAUGCAACAUCAACAACCUCCACCACCACAACCUUCAUCCUUGCCUCCUUCACAUCCACAAGCUGCAAUGCAUCAGCAAUAUUCUAAUAUGAGUGUAGCUCUUUCGGCAACUAUACAACAAAAUUCACAUAAUUCAAAUAAUCUCAUGAAUCCAUCCAUACCUAAUUUAACGCCUGCUGAAUGUCGUCAAUCCGAAGAACUCAAUAAUCAAAUGAUGAAUUGUUUGAGAGAUUUUAUAUUAUAUUUUUUUCUUGAUAGUUUUCAACCUGUUCGAUCGACUAGUGAAUUCGUACGUAAACAAUUACAAAGUACAAUACAAGGACGACAAAAACCAACUGGUGGAAAAGAUUUAUCUGGAGCAACAGGACAUAAUUCAUUAUCAGCAAAUCUUGAUUGCAAUCAAAAAGGAGCAUUUUUUCGAACUCAUUUAACCUCUCAAAUGUCAACUCCCCCGUUACAAACAACAGUAAGACCUCAACAACAAGACAAACCAACAUGA
Messenger RNA from Rotaria sp. Silwood1, 4743 nucleotides. The record is from the annotation of a GenBank genome assembly. Lineage: Eukaryota; Metazoa; Rotifera; Eurotatoria; Philodinida; Philodinidae.